This is a messenger RNA of Funneliformis mosseae, 1830 nucleotides long. The record is from the annotation of a GenBank genome assembly. Lineage: Eukaryota; Fungi; Glomeromycota; Glomeromycetes; Glomerales; Glomeraceae.
AUGAAUUAUGAUUAUCAUCCCGUAUCAAUAUUUGAUGAAGAUGAAACGACACUCAAGGUAGAAGAAGGAUCAAGUACGACUAUAAAACCGAUUCCGUUAGAAGCAACAGAACAAGAAUACAUAAAAAACAAAUCCCAAUCUUCAUUCAAUCGACUAUUUUUACGUCGUUUCCAUCGCAUAUUACGUAUACUUUUCUCUCCUUCAAAUCCAAAUGGAAAUGUGAUGAUGAUAUGGUCUUCAUUAAUAUGCCUCAGUUUAUUAAAUGAAAUUUUGGUGUAUUUUGCUGGUACGGUGCCAAGCAGAUUUUAUACCGUAUUGAUAGGCAAAGAUUUUAAUAAUUUUAAGCCACUCAUGAUUUAUUCGAUUGCGAUCAUUCUUAGUGCUGGAUUCUGUAAAAGCGUCGUUAAAUUCAUUGGAGGAUUAUUUGCCUUAUCAACAAGGAAUAUAUUGACGAAAACUUUACAAAGUAAAUACGUGAAUAAAAGUUCCUUCUAUCGUUUAUUAACCUCCAGAACUGACAUCGAUAAUCCUGAUCAACGAAUUACACAAGAUGUUGAUAAAUUCUCAGAGACCUUUCGAGAGAUAUGUCAAGAGACAAUCAUCACACCAUUUCUCAUCAUUUAUUACACUUACAAGACAAGUAGUUUGACUGGUUAUUUGGGUCCUGUUUUAAUUUAUUCAUAUUUCAUCUUAGGGAUUAUUGCAAGUAGAUUCCUUAUAAAUCCUUUGGUAAAUUUGGUGUAUGUAAAAGAAUUUCAUGAAGGGAAUUUUAGAUUCCUUCAUGUGAGAAUACGACAAUUCGCUGAAUCAAUCGCAUUCAGUUUGGGUGAAAAGUCUGAACUUUAUCGUCUAGACUCUUUCUUUAAGAACAUCUUGAAAUAUCAACGAAAAAUUAUUGAUCGUGAACUAUAUUUGGACGUUCUCACCGAAUCAUUCUCAUACUUUGGGUCAAUUUUCAGUUAUCUCAUUAUUGCAAUUCCUGUUUUCACUGGAGAGUAUGAUGGGAUCGAGAAAGAUAAAUUAGGUGGGAUCAUUAGUAUGAAUUCUUUUCUUUCCCUGUACCUGAUUUACCGAUUUACGGUAAUUGUAAAACAAAGCACGAAUGUAUCGGAUUUGGCAGGUUACACUGCACGUAUUGGGCAAUUAUUGGAGGCAAUCGAAGAUAUUAGCAAUAAUUCUGAUGACGUUGACCCCGAUUAUCCCUUCGAAUAUCGUCCUGGUACUGAACUUUCGAUAGAAUUUAGUCAAGUUUCGUUCGCAUCCCCCACGGGAACUCCAUUAUUGUCAGAUUUUAAAUUCACAAUCGAGCAAGAAAAGAAUGUUAUAAUAAUGGGACCAAAUGGAAGUGGAAAAACUUCAUUAUUGAGAGUCAUGUGCAGGUUAUGGCCAACAACAAAAGGUCAAAUUGAACAUCAAAAGCAGAUCAACCACAAAUAUUUAAUAUACUUACCACAAACACCUUAUUUGGUAUUUGGAUCAUUACUGGAGUCAUUUGAUUCAAAAUAUGGAAUUGAUUGGAAUAAAAUGUUGAGUCCUGGCGAACAACAAAAGCUUGCGUUUGCUAGAUUAUUUUUCUGGGAACCAACUUUUGCCGCACUUGACGAGGCAACAAGUUCAUUGGAUUCAGAGACCGAGAAACUAUUCUUUGAUAAAUGCAAAGCAUUGGGCAUAACUACAAUUACCGUUUCUCACAAUAAGGAUUUAUUACAGUAUCAUGAUAAAGUAUUAUUAUUAGAUGGUAAAGGUGGUUAUUUAACCAGCGAUAUAGAUAUUAAUGGUACCGAGAAUAUUGUAAGAUGGAUUGAUUCAACUUUAAGACCUUUAUCUUGA